AUGCAGCGUCUGAAACUGAAACCCAUGCUUUCUCCAACGUUACAACGCUCCGUGUGCUCCCAUGUCCCUUUCUUAUUCUGCCUCAAAAUCAACUCCUUUACUUCUUCUUCUUCUUCUUCUUCUUCUUCCUUGCAAUGUUCACCUUGGACUGGUCUGCAAACCUGGAGAGAGUCCCCACUCAACGAGAAUCGUUGCUGGGGACCCAAAGGCCCAAAACCUCAGCCGCUACAGUCACAGCCGUCUUCUCUUAACAGCGAUGACAGUCCAAUGGUGUCAUCAGCUUCCUCCCUUGCAGAGCUUGGUGCUCUGGUUCUCUCCACCAGUGACCCUCUCGCCAAAUCCAAGCUUUCCCAUCUUGCUUUUUCCAGGUGGCGCCUAGAGAACCUUCCAAUUGGCUCGUGUGAACCCCCUCCUCGACCCGCUCGCCCUCUCAAACCUCAACUGGUUUCCCCAAAAGAAAUUCCAGCUCCCAAGAACUCCGGUUUGCCUCUUAAUGCUUAUAUGCUUCAUAAUCUUGCUCAUGUUGAGCUCAAUGCGAUUGACUUGGCUUGGGAUACUGUUGUUCGUUUUUCACCUUUUAGUGAGACUCUAGGGGAGGGAUUUUUUGCUGACUUUGCUCAUGUCGCUGACGAUGAGAGUCGCCAUUUUUCUUGGUGUUCUCAGAGACUUGCUGAACUUGGUUUCAAUUAUGGAGACAUGCCUGCUCAUAAUCUGCUUUGGAGGGAGUGUGAGAAAUCAUCUGAAAAUGUUGCUGCACGUUUGGCAGUGAUCCCUCUAGUCCAGGAAGCUCGAGGACUAGAUGCUGGACCACGACUUGUGCAAAAAUUGGUUGGCUUUGGAGAUCUCAGGACAUCAGACAUUGUAGCUAGAAUUGCUGAUGAAGAAGUUGCACAUGUGGCUGUUGGAGUCCAUUGGUUUGUUGAUGUCUGUCAGAAAAUGGAUUGUACCCCAUCUUCUGCAUUUAAAGACUUGUUAAAAGAGUAUAAUGUGGAGUUGAGAGGGCCCUUCAAUUAUUCAGCUCGUGAUGAGGCUGGCAUUCCUCGUGAUUGGUAUGACUUACCUACAAAUGACCAGGAUAAGAAUAAGAAAAAGGAUAAAACCAAGAAGCUUACGGAGGUUUAUGAUAGGCUUGCUUCCAUAAUUUCCAUGGAGAGUGAGAACUCAAGUUUGAACAGGCCUUAG
Molecule: messenger RNA, 1182 nt
Organism: Prunus armeniaca (apricot)
Lineage: Eukaryota; Viridiplantae; Streptophyta; Magnoliopsida; Rosales; Rosaceae
Source: the annotation of a GenBank genome assembly